UAGCACUUGACGGGUUCACGUGCAGCAACCUGAUCCGCAUCAGAGCGGCCGGAAACCGCUCGGGCUGUAUAUGCCCACCACGAAUCUGUAGUUACCUCGCAACAUGUCGGCUGCCGAGCACCCUGAUGGCCAAGAAGUUUUCUAUGAGCCUCCUCCAGGCUUGCCACCUGAUGCUGAAGAGGCAGCCGAUGGCGUCGCGAACAAGAUGAGGUCGUACUUGGCCCGGCUAGUCCAAGACGUGAGAGACUACCAACUCACUCACGGUCAUGUCCUCAAAAUGGUACGCUUCCAGAAUAGCUACCAUGUCCCAUCAACUGGCAUCAAUGUAAGCCUUGCUCCAACACCCUUCCCACGCCGCCUCUACGAUGAGGCUGUGGCGCUGCAACAUUGCAUGAACGAGCUGUAUAUCAAAGCGGCUGCGGAUGAGGCGUGGUUGUACUCCGUUCUUAGGCCGGAGAUCGAAGGUGACAAGGACGGUUUGCUUGCCAGUCUCUGGGACGUUCACAUGAAGUGUAAGGAAGCUGGGUCAGUGCAGGAUGUCAAAUGUGGGUUGUUCAGAAGCGACUACAUGCUUCAUGGCAAUGUCGACGGCAACAGCAGACUGAAGCAGGUCGAGAUGAAUACAUUUUCAGUUGCCGGAGGUUGUCACUCAGAACGAGUCUCGGAUAUGCAUGGUUACCUCAGACGGAAGCGCGGAUACGAGCAGGAAGGAAGAGAGCUCUCGGCGAUGCAGAUGAACCUGCUACCUCGAAACACGAACAUUGCUUCAAUGACCGCUGGCUUGACGGCUGCGCACUACAAGUACCUUGAAACCCACCCAAAGCUUGCGGACAACCCGGCCAAUACUGUCCUAACGUGCGUGCUUAUGGUUGUGCAGCCGCUCAACUUUAAUGUCGCAGACGAGCGCCCUAUCGAGUAUGGAUUGUGGGAAGCCAAUGUUCCGUGCUACCGCUGCGAGUGGCAUGCCAUUCUGGCACAGACAAGGCUCGACGAGAACAGACACCUGAUUUUCAUGCCGGCCGGCAGCUCCACAGAGUUCGAGGUAAGCGUGGUCUACUACAAAGGCGGAUAUGACCCCGCGGAGUAUGGCCCAGAGGCGGAUGGGAAAAGCACCCGUCUCAUGUUGGAGAUGUCCUACGCCAUCAAGUGCCCCGACAUACUGACGCACCUGACCACGUUCAAGGCCGUACAGCAGGCGCUCGCAGAACCUGGAGUAGCAGAGAGCUUCCUCGCCUCUCCACAGACUGUCAACCAGCGGGCUGCGGUGAGAGACAAGUUCAUGCCCAUGUAUCCUCUGGGCGCAACACCUUCCGGACGAGAAGCUCGCAGACUGGCCACGGAUCCCAGAGAGGUCGAGCGUUACGUCCUGAAGCCCAACCUAGAGGGCGGUGGACAUAAUGUCUUCGGUUCCGACAUUCCGGACUUUCUAUCCGGGAAGCCUGAGGAUCAUUGGUACAAGUACAUCCUCCAACGCCGGAUCGAGCCACCAACUGCCAUUACGGGCGCCCUGCUUAUGGCCGAGGAGCUGUAUGAAGGAGCUGUAGUCUCCGAGCUAGGCAUUCUAGGCUUUGUCAUGUGGAAGCAACUUCCGUCUGGCGGGAAUGAGGUCACAAAUGUUGAGACUGUGCGGAACGAGGCAGCUGGCUGGACGUUUAAGACGAAGCCUCAAGAAAUCAACGAGAUGAGUGUUGUCAAGGGCUACGGUUGCUUCGACUGCCCGCUACUCGUGUGAUUCAAGGUACUUUUGAGAAGAGUUUGAAACUGCUCAUGGUGACAUUUAAGAAGCCUCGGACCGUAACCAAUUGUGAAAGUGGGACGGUAAACACGCGCACGACAGAGUGGAAGAGGACAGGGAGGCUUCCUGAACGCACCGCGUAUGCGAAAGCGUCCAUCGACCGCCUAAGACUCUUGAACGCGGUACACCGUUUGUGAAAGAGUAUGUCUAGU
Molecule: messenger RNA, 1947 nt
Organism: Baudoinia panamericana UAMH 10762
Lineage: Eukaryota; Fungi; Ascomycota; Dothideomycetes; Mycosphaerellales; Teratosphaeriaceae
Exons: 2
Coding region: 104-1732 (542 amino acids)
Biological process (GO): glutathione biosynthetic process
Cellular component (GO): cytosol
Molecular function (GO): ATP binding; glutathione binding; glutathione synthase activity
Source: RefSeq, a predicted model, not a curated record